Molecule: messenger RNA, 990 nt
Organism: Closterium sp. Yama58-4
Lineage: Eukaryota; Viridiplantae; Streptophyta; Zygnematophyceae; Desmidiales; Closteriaceae
Source: the annotation of a GenBank genome assembly
AUGCGCCUCGCCGCCCAUUUCUCCUCCCCUACCAUCCUCCCCGCCACAGCCAAUGGGAAUCCACCAAGUGGCAUCCCAUCUGGAGGAGCAGGGGCAGUACCAAAUGCAGCUGGUGGGGGCGUGAGCGGUGUUCAGGACAGAGCAGGGGCGUUCGGGGCAGGUAUACCUGGGGGAGCCGUUGAUUUCGGGAUCAUCAAAGUGGAAGAGCAUCCAACGGGCCUGGUGCAUCUGGGGGGGCAGUACCUGGAGCAGGUGGCAUCUAUGAUGGGCCUCUCCCUGUCAUUCCACGGGAUAGGAACCACCCCACUCGACUUCCACCCAUCACAAGUGGAGGUGGAUGAAGGCGAGGAGGUAGUGGUGCUGGCCAAUUGGAGUCUCAUGGUCUUCCCAGACGACUCUGUCCUUCGCUCCAACCCCCGCAAUGCGAUUCUAAAGUGGAUUCGCGACCUGCGGCCACUCCUUUUACUCCAGGUUGACAUCGAUCUGGAUGCCAAUGGGCCCUUCUUUCUCUCGUGCUUCCACGCCGCCUUUGCCAAUUUUGCAGCGUCCAUCGAGUCCUUCGAUGCCUCCAUGCCACACUCCGCCAUGCCACGGUUCACAGCGGAAACCAUUCUGGCACGGGAUUUGAUGAACGGGGUGGCAUGUGAGGGCAUGAACAGGUGGAUGCGCUCUGAACGGCUUGAGAAAUGGGUGGAUCGGAUGAGGACGGUGGGGCUGGAGCCGGUACCUUUAGGGCCGGAUACAGUGGCCGCUGGGAAGGCAAUCACAGAGGGGAAGGAUGGGCGGUUCCGGCUGGAAGUGCAUGGAGAGACGGGCGCUCUUCAGCUCAGCUGGCGCGGCGUGCCCUUGAUCUUCCCCGGGAUCGAUUCGAACGUCGCUCUAAUCGGCAAGGUGGCGGGCAAUGGCAACAACAGCAUAGCAAGAAAGACUGGGAUAAUGAAACCAGGGUUUUCAUGGUCUUCGCUGUCAUCCCAUGACGGAGUCGCAUAA